AUGGAAUCACCAGAAUACAAUGGUCUCACAGUGACCAAAGCUGUGGUUCAGCGUACUGAGCCAAUUGAAAUACCGAUCAAGCAGUCCACAACUGAUGCGCGUCCAGCCACAGUAAUUGCAUGGCAGGACCGCCUUGCAGAACUGUCGCAACUUGCAUUUGCAUAUCUCGGCGCAGACAGCAGAGACAGCAAUACAGGCCCUUUGAUUCAUCAGCACCUCGAUGCGAUCGAGGCCAUCCUAAGGGACCCGGAACCGGAGCUUGCGCAAGAGGAAUCACUUGAAGCCCGGCGACGGAGCUUUCGCACAAAGUCUUUGCUCGGAGAGCCUAAUGCGGCGGAGUUGCAAGAACCGGAUUGGCUAGCGAGGAGUAUUCUUGACGAGCGGAAGGAAAUGUCGACCCAGCUGACAGCGCUUUUGGGAGAGGUGGUUUCCUUGAACCAAGAGCUGCAUCAGCGACGGACUGAGUCUGUCGAGAUUCGGGAGGUCUAUGAGGAUCGGUGCCGUGGCUUGACGAGAACGGUAGCUGAAUUGGAAGACGAAGUGUCCGAACUGCGCUCGGAUCUGGUGGAAGAUGCAAUUGAAUUGGAAGUGAUCCAAGGAACUAUCCACGGACUUCAACAUUGGAUUGAAGGGAUGCAAGAAGAACAGCAAAAAACCCGAGCUUCAAGAGAUCUCGUACGCCGAAAAAGCAAACGGGGAUGGGGUGGUCGCAAACACAUUGAUGAGAUGGGCGAAACAGAGGGAGAGAUUGUACUAGAUGGAUUGAGCGCAUGGAUGCGCGGGUGGAGAGAUGUUGAAGAUGGUUUCCAGGUCCGAGCACGCGGGCGGAGAACAAGGAGAGAGCAAAGACAGCGCCAGCUGUUAAAUACUUGA
Penicillium verhagenii is the source of this 873-nucleotide messenger RNA. RefSeq lists its product as uncharacterized. The transcript is spliced from 2 exons. The record is from RefSeq and is a predicted model, not a curated record. Lineage: Eukaryota; Fungi; Ascomycota; Eurotiomycetes; Eurotiales; Aspergillaceae. Bases 1 to 873 code for a protein of 290 amino acids.